This is a messenger RNA of Cicer arietinum (chickpea), 492 nucleotides long. RefSeq lists its product as uncharacterized. NCBI's taxonomy places the organism in Eukaryota, Viridiplantae, Streptophyta, Magnoliopsida, Fabales, Fabaceae. The record is from RefSeq and is a predicted model, not a curated record.
AUGGAAUACAAAUCAUCUCAUCUAGACUCCUUGAUUAUAGGCAAUACAAGUGAUCCUCUAAAGACCAUAUCUACUCUAAAAGAUAAAUAUUUGUUUAGUUUGCUAUCUCAAAUCGAACCAACCUCUUUUGAUGAAGCCCUAUCAGAGGAUAAAUGGAUUCUGGCAAUGCAAGAACAACUUAAAGAAUUCAAGAUGAAUGACAUUUGGGAUCUUGUACCCAUACCAGAGGAAAAGAAUCCCAUUGGAACCAAGUGGGUAUUUAGGAAUAAGUUGAACGAGGAGGGAAAAGUUAUUAUAAAUAAAGCUCAACUCAUAGCUCAAGGUGACACUCAUUUGGAAGAUAUAGAUUACAUCGAGACGUUUGCUCUAGUGGCAAGGUUAGUUGGAUUUUGCAAUGCCGACAAUGCAGAAGAUAAGCUUGAAAGAAAAAACAUUAGUGGAAACUAUACGUUUCUGGGUGAAACUCUGAUCUCCUGGUCAAGAAAGAAGUAA